Molecule: messenger RNA, 994 nt
Organism: Glycine soja
Lineage: Eukaryota; Viridiplantae; Streptophyta; Magnoliopsida; Fabales; Fabaceae
Product: photosystem I reaction center subunit XI, chloroplastic-like
Exons: 2
Coding region: 156-800 (214 amino acids)
Biological process (GO): photosynthesis
Cellular component (GO): chloroplast thylakoid membrane; photosystem I; photosystem I reaction center
Source: RefSeq, a predicted model, not a curated record
GGUUGUGUUAUGGAUAAGGGAUAAGGAUUUGAUACGCAAAUCAGCCAAUGAGAUAAGAGGGCCUUCAACAGCCACAACCUUGAUCUUGCACUUAGCCAGUUCGGUCCCUCACUUAAGCCACUGUGUGGAACUAACAACAACACAAGGCCAUCAUCAUGGCAGCUGCUUCUCCUAUGGCAAGCCAACUCAAGUCCACCUUCACUAAAACUCUUGUAGCUCCCAAGGGCCUCUCUGCCUCUUCACCACUCCACCUCCUGCCUUCUAAGAGGCAAUUUAGCUUCACUGUUAGGGCCAUCCAAUCAGAAAAGCCAACCUAUCAAGUGAUUCAACCAAUCAACGGUGAUCCCUUCAUUGGAAGCCUUGAAACCCCAGUUACAUCCAGCCCCUUGAUUGCAUGGUACUUAUCGAACCUCCCCGCAUACAGGACCGCAGUGAGCCCACUACUAAGAGGGAUCGAGGUGGGCCUGGCCCAUGGCUACCUUCUGGUGGGCCCAUUCGUGAAGGCCGGGCCUCUGAGGAACACCGAGAUCGCCGGGCAAGCGGGCUCUCUCGCCGCUGGUGGGCUUGUGGUGAUCCUCAGCCUUUGCCUCACAAUCUAUGGGAUUUCAUCUUUUAACGAAGGAGACCCAUCCACUGCCCCGUCACUGACCUUGACGGGCCGCAAGAAGGAGCCCGAUCAGCUCCAAACUGCUGAUGGGUGGGCCAAGUUCACCGGAGGCUUCUUCUUCGGAGGCAUUUCGGGUGUUAUUUGGGCCUACUUCCUCCUCUACGUCUUGGACCUUCCAUACUACAUCAAGUGAAGAAAGUGCUUAUUAUCUUUGUUUACUUUUUGUUGUUAUUCAUUCUCUAUGAAUGGACAAUGGGUGGAAAUGGAUCCUUAUUUGUGCAAUAGAGAUGGAUGUAAAUGAUGUAUUGUAUGACUCUCAACAUGUUACAAUGUUAAAUUCUCUCUCUCCUGUUCUGGCCUUCUUUUAAUAGAUCAAUUUGUCAAUUA